AUGCUGAGCGCGCUUGGCUUGUGGGAGGAGACUGCAGACGCCACAUCGCCCACGGACCGCGCUCAUGUUGAGGACGACUCCCUGCGCGCGCACCAGAAGGGCGAGCCUGGAGGCCCUGAGCCCGCAGGCCCAGCCGCCGAUGGCUGGAGCGUUAUCUGCGACGCCUUCAGCGACGUCUCGGCGAGCCUCAGCGAGGUGUUUGUGACAAGAGAAGCAGCCGGGGACGACUAUGAGAGAUAUGAUCGCCGUGCGGCUAGAUCCAUGCCCCCCAGGGCUUGCCGCGACAGCACGCCUCUCUCUGGCGACAGCGAGCACUGGAGGAGGGCCCGGUCGCAGGAGCUGAGCAGGGCGCAGUUGGAGGGCCCCAGCGUGGCGGGCGGACAGAUCCGCAAGAUGCUCAGCGCGCGCUCCAUCACCCCGACACCCAUGGGCCGCAGGGCCACCAGCAGGGAGGCGGAGCACGAGGAGGUGGGCCCCGUCCAGCGCGCGCCGCAGUUCACGAAGAUGCCCAGCGGGCGGCCGGGGCGGUCCGUCACCCCGCCGCCCAUGGGCCGCAGGGCCACCGGCAGGGGCCCUCCUCGGGAGGCGAAGGACGAGGACGAGGACGAGGCGGGCGACGACACUCUGGGGCCCAUGGGCCCGGCCAGCUCCUCGGGCGACGGCAAGCGGUCGGGAAGAGCCCCGGCGCCGGAGGCAGGCAGGGCGCCGCAGGAGGGCCCCAGCGUGCCCGGAAGGCGGCUCCGCACCAUUCUCAACGGCGGUCCGCCGCAGCGCUCCGCCCAGGAGGCCGCCCCGGCCCCCGUGGGCCGCAGGGACACCGGCAGGGGCCCUCCCGUCUUCGAGGCCGCAGCCACCCCCGCGGCUUUGCUGGGCGCGGGGCUCGUGGUGGACCAGGAGCCCCUGCUGGGCGCGGGCCUGCUGCCCGUGCGCACGAGGCGGGAGUCGCGGGAGUCGCAGGAGGAGAAGAGCGUGCAGUUCAGGGAGACCAACUCUUGCUUCUCUGGCGGGGGCACGAGAUACAUCGAGGGGCGGGAGAGCGGUUCCGACAUCUCUGGCUCGGAGAAGGCCGGCAGCGUCUUCCAGAAGAUAUACGAGGUGUCCAGGCUGCUCUCGCAGAGCGCGGACUGCCUGAAGUGGAACGCCGCCCUGUCACUCUAUGCCCUCGGCGUGGACCUCUCCGCCGUGUGCCACGACGGGUUCGAGGCCGGGCUGGCGAGGUGGCGCAAGCGCAAGGAGCAGGCUAAACUGCUGGUCACGACGGACCUGCUGAAGCGCGCUGGCCGCGCGCACAGUCAGGCCCUCCUGGAGCGCCGGGCGCUGCAGGGGCGAGACGUCGCCGCCGCGUCGUGA
Messenger RNA from Prorocentrum cordatum, 1350 nucleotides. NCBI's taxonomy places the organism in Eukaryota, Dinophyceae, Prorocentrales, Prorocentraceae. The record is from the annotation of a GenBank genome assembly.